Drosophila serrata is the source of this 549-nucleotide messenger RNA. RefSeq lists its product as uncharacterized. The record is from RefSeq and is a predicted model, not a curated record. Lineage: Eukaryota; Metazoa; Arthropoda; Insecta; Diptera; Drosophilidae.
AUGUCCAAGCUCAGCCUGAUUCUCCUGCUUGUCGCCAUCCUGGCCAUCGCCUCCAGCCAUGCCGAUGGCGACCGUCGUCGUCCCUGUCCCGGCCGCUGCCAGUCGCUGUCCUCCGGCGGCAAGAGCGUGUGCAUCCGGAACAAGGCCACCAAUACGUGCACCAAGUUGCGCGCCUGCCGCCUCCGGGAGAAGAACUGCCGCCGGCGGGACAAUGGCCUGGAGCCGAUCCGCGAGACCUGUGUGACCCGGUGCCGCAAUAUCCUGGGAUCGAGCGGUGUUGGGCAGUGUGCGCCCCGCAUCCGCAAGGGUGUCCUCAAUGCCGCCGGCAGCAAGAGGAUACGCAGCUGCCGCCGACCUUGCCACGACAACAAGGUGGCCACCUGCUGGAGGAAUCAGCAGAACGGCUGCAUCCUGCAGACCCGUUGCCAGGCGGAGCAGAGGAACUGCGAGCGUCCGCACAACCAGUGGGUGCAGGCCAGCCGGUGGAGCUGCUCCGGUGGCACAGUUGGUGGCGGAGUGCGUCAUUGCCGCAGGAGCCUCAAGGAUUAA